Molecule: messenger RNA, 900 nt
Organism: Ophidiomyces ophidiicola
Lineage: Eukaryota; Fungi; Ascomycota; Eurotiomycetes; Onygenales; Onygenaceae
Exons: 3
Coding region: 1-900 (299 amino acids)
Source: RefSeq, a predicted model, not a curated record
AUGGUCGCUCCGUCAAUCUAUCUACUGCUUCGUACAUAUGCGGGAGCCUCGAGACCGCCAGAUUUCUUCGAUCAGAUAACAUACUUGGUUGUAUUGAUGUUCGCGAGCAAUAUGUUUUUUGUUGGCUGUCUUUAUUUUGUGAAAGCAAGUUUGCUUGCUUUGCUAUGGAGACUUUUUCGAAAUCUCCCUUCAUUCCGCAAAUUAUGGUGGGCUGUUACUUCUAUAACGGCCUUGAUAGCGGUGAUCACCGCCAUUGUGCCAGUCAUCGCUUGCUCAGACUUGAAGGCUUUUGCGUGUACAAACCCAGCCGCGAUUCACCGAGGCCUUGUUGCCGUACGAUUCACUGCGGCUACAGAUAUCCUCACGGAUCUUAUGAUCAUGGCUCUUCCGGUCGCAUUCAUUCUCAACUCUUAUCUUCCGGCGCCACAAAAAGUUGGCCUUGUUGGUCUGUUCAUGCUCGGUUUCAUGGUCAUUACCAUGUCGAUUGUUCGCAUAGUUGUCAACGAUAACCAUUCAAAGCACCCGCCGCCAUCCUGGCUACUUUUUUGGAGUGCAAUGGAGGGAACUGUGGCAGUGAUGGCAUCGUGCUUUGCGUCCUUCAAGUCUCUGUUCACACUUCGCAAACGGCCUUCCGCAUAUAAUGGCGACUCCUACAUUCACUCCAAAUCCAAAUCGGGCUUGAGUGAAGGCGAUCUAGCUCUACGCUCACGACAUCGGUUCGAACGCUCAGUGCAGAUUCCCAAAAACGAAUUAAACACCGUUGUUGUCUCCGCGGAGCCAGGCGCUAAUAAAUGGAAUGAUACUGAUUCGAGAGAGGAAAUACUACAGAGAACCGAAUUUGAAGUUCGAUACGAGAAUGCCUCGACGGAACAAACCUCAGCGGCAGCGACCGGUAAAUAA